CGGGGCUGGCCACAUGGAGCCAGAGCUGGAGCACGCACUGCACAGGACCCCUUCCUGGAGCAGCCUUGGGGGUUCUGAGCAUCAAGAGAUGAGCUUCCUAGAGCAAGAAGAUAGCAGCUCAUGGCCAUCACCAGCUGUGACCAGCAGCUCAGAAAGAAUCCGCAGGAAACGGAGGGCCAAGUCCUCGAGAUGGACAAGGCAGGAGGCGGUGAAGGAAGGGGAGCCACCGGGUCAGGGGCAAGGUCUCCGGUCCAGGCCAGCUGCUGAGUCCACCGGGCUGGAGGCCACAUUCCCCAAGGCCACACCCUUGGCUCAAGCUGAUCCUGCCAGGGUAGGCACUCCACCAACAGGGUGGGAAUGCCUCCCCUCUGACUGUAUAGCCUCAGCUACAGGCUCCAGCACAGAUGAAGUGGAGCUGGCCACGGAGUUCCCAGCCACAGAGGCCUGGCAGUGUGAGCUAGAAGGCCUGGUUGAAGAGAGGCCUGCCCCAUGCCCAUCCCCGCAAGCCCUGUUUCCCAAGCUGGGCUGGGAUGACGAACUGCAGAAACCUGGCGCCCAGGUCUACAUGCGCUUCAUGCAGGAGCACACCUGCUAUGAUGCCAUGGCAACUAGCUCCAAGCUGGUCAUCUUCGACACCACGCUGGAGAUCAAGAAGGCCUUCUUUGCUCUGGUGGCCAACGGUGUGCGGGCAGCCCCUCUAUGGGACAGCAACAAGCAGAGCUUUGUGGGGAUGCUGACCAUCACUGACUUCAUCCUGGUGCUGCAUCGCUACUACAGGUCCCCCCUGGUCCAGAUCUAUGAGAUUGAACAACAUACGAUUGAGACCUGGAGGGAGAUCUACCUGCAAGGCUGCUUCAAGCCUCUGGUCUCCAUCUCUCCUAAUGACAGCCUGUUUGAAGCUGUCUACACCCUCAUCAAGAACCGGAUCCAUCGCCUGCCUGUUCUGGACCCAGUGUCAGGCAACGUACUCCACAUCCUCACGCACAAACGCCUGCUCAAGUUCCUGCACAUCUUUGGUUCCCUGCUGCCCCGGCCCUCCUUCCUCUACCGCACUAUCCAAGAUUUGGGCAUCGGCACAUUCCGAGACUUGGCUGUGGUGCUGGAGACAGCACCCAUCCUGACUGCACUGGACAUCUUUGUGGAUCGGCGUGUGUCUGCAUUGCCUGUGGUCAACGAAUGUGGUCAGGUCGUGGGACUCUAUUCCCGCUUUGAUGUGAUCCACCUGGCUGCCCAGCAAACCUACAACCAGCUGGACAUGAGUGUGGGAGAAGCUCUGAGGCAGAGGACACUAUGUCUGGAGGGAGUCCUUUCCUGCCAGCCCCAUGAGAGCCUGGGGGAAGUGAUCGACAGGAUUGCUCAGGAGCAGGUACACCGGCUGGUGCUAGUGGACGAGACUCAGCAUCUCUUGGGCGUGGUCUCCCUCUCCGACAUCCUUCAGGCACUGGUGCUCAGCCCUGCUGGCAUCGAUGCCCUCGGGGCCUGAGAAGAUCCGAGUCCUCAAUCCCAAUCCUCUUCCACACCUGGAAGACAAUGAAGGGAGCCAGAGAACUCAGCCUUCAUCUUCCCCCACCCCCGUUUGCUGGUUCAGCU
Messenger RNA from Piliocolobus tephrosceles (Ugandan red Colobus), 1590 nucleotides. RefSeq names its product protein kinase AMP-activated non-catalytic subunit gamma 3 (gene PRKAG3). The transcript is spliced from 13 exons. The coding region runs from base 14 to 1483 and encodes 489 amino acids. Gene Ontology annotation, cellular component: nucleotide-activated protein kinase complex; nucleus; cytoplasm. The record is from RefSeq and is a predicted model, not a curated record. Lineage: Eukaryota; Metazoa; Chordata; Mammalia; Primates; Cercopithecidae. Gene Ontology annotation, biological process: regulation of catalytic activity; protein phosphorylation. Gene Ontology annotation, molecular function: AMP binding; protein kinase regulator activity; protein kinase binding.